Vigna umbellata (rice bean) is the source of this 1074-nucleotide messenger RNA. Lineage: Eukaryota; Viridiplantae; Streptophyta; Magnoliopsida; Fabales; Fabaceae. The record is from RefSeq and is a predicted model, not a curated record.
UCUACUCAUUCGACUUGAACGCGUGGACACUGUCAUCAAUGCCACAAAUCUUUCGACGAGCCAUCGAUGUUUAUCCGACUACUUCAUUUAACUAAAAUGGUUGAAAGUGUUUGAAAUAUUUUUGGUGGACAAAAGGAAUUAAGGUGAAUGGAGUUGGAUUUAACACCAAAAUCAGCACAACCACUGUUUGAGGGAGAUGGUGGAGGUUACUACACUUGGUAUACUUCCCAAAUGCCAAUUCUGGCUACGACUUAUGUGGGUGCUGGUCGUCUUCUUCUUCACCCUCGUGGCUUUGCCUUUCCUCAUUAUGCAGAUUCAUCCAAAGUAGGUUAUGUCAUUCAAGGGAGUGAUGGAGUAGUUGGGAUGGUUCUCCCCGACGGCAAAGAAGAGGUGGUUGUGAAACUAGAGGAAGGAGACGUUAUAGCAGUACCUGUUGGAGCUGUCUCCUGGUGGUUCAACGAUGGAGACACAGAUCUGAUCAUUGUUUUUCUUGGAGAAACUUCAAAGGCUCUUAUUCCUGGUCAAUUCACUUAUUUCCUUCUAACUGGAGCUGUUGGAGUUAUAGGAGGUUUCUCAUCUGAGCUCACCAGCAAAGUGUAUAACUUGGACAAAGAUGAGGUUCAAAAGCUCACAAAAAGUCAAGCUGAGCUUUUUAUUGUUAAACUAGACAAAAAUCAGACACUGCCUAAACCCCAGGUUGACAUAACCAAAAAGCUUGUGUAUAAUAUAGAUGGUGCAGAGCCAGAAAAUGUAGUUGAAAAUGCUGGAUUGGUGAAAACCUUAACGGAGAAAGAGUUUCCUUUUAUCGGGGACACUGGUUUGAGUUUGAUUAGAGUGAAACUUGAAGCUGGUGCUGUUAAGGCUCCUUCAUAUGCAACAACCAUUGCGAUUCAAUUGAUUUACUUUGCCAGAGGAAGUGGCAAGAUUGAAAUUGUGGAGUCUAAUGGAAAAUCUGCAUUAGACACUCAUGUUAAGGCUGGUGAUUUGUUUGUGGUGCCGCAACUUUUUGUCGUGGCUAAAAUUGCAGGAGAAGAAACGAUGGAAUGUUACUCCAUUACAACAACUACAAAGUGA